UUUUUCCUUGAAAGUCCCAAAUAGAGAAGAAAGGGUGGUGACUGCGUAAGAAUUAUCUAGCUAGGGUUUUACUCUAUAUUCUUCUUCACACUUCUCUGGCGGUGGCGGGAAAUUUCAUAAUCAACGAUUUCUCCGAUCAUCUCUGGUUCUCAUUCGAGCUUCGGGUAUAACCAGCCACUGGUCUUGGUCCUUCUAUUUACUUAAUUAGGCUUAAAGGGGGGAUUUCUAGGUAAUAGACAUGGAAGUAGAGCAUCAGUGUCUUUCCCAGAAAUGGUACUUUAGUAGACAAGAAAUAGAAGAAUAUUCUCCAUCAAGAAAACAUGGCAUUGAUCUUUGUGCAGAAAUGGCUGUGAGAAAGCUAUACUCUUCAUUUUUGCAAGAGCUUGGAAUGGAGCUUAAAGUGCCACAGCAGACCAUUGCAACUGCAAUAAUGUUCUGCCAUCGAUUUUAUCUGCGACAUUCUCUUGCCAAGAAUGACUGGCAGACUAUAGCAUCUGCGUGCAUGUUCCUCGCUUGCAAGGUUGAGGAGACACCACGGAAGAUCAAUAGUUUUGUUGUCUACGCUUAUAAGCGGAUGCACCAAUCGGAUGUAAAAGCUUCUCAAAGAAUUAUAGAGAAAGAAGUCCUUGACAAACAAAAGAACUUGAUCUUAAUUGGAGAGAAAAUGAUAUUGGCAACAAUUGCCUAUGAUAUGAAUCUAGAACAUCCUUACAAGCCGUUAGUUGCAGCUCUGAAGAAUUUGAAUAUUUCCAACAGGGAGAUUCCAAAAGUCGCAUGGAAUUAUGUUAAUGACUGCCUUCAGACAACGCUUUGUCUGCAGUACAAACCCGGUUAUGUUGCAGCUGGUUCAUUAUUCCUUGCAGCCAAGCAUCUAGGAGUUAAACUUCCAAUCCAAAAUGGAAAGGCUUGGCGGAUGCAGUUUGAUAUUUCACGAAAACUUUUAGAAGAGGUCGUCCAGGAGAUGGUUACUUUGUUGAACAUGAAUAUACAACCACCACCUUCAUCUGGAAGGGUAAUCCAAUCCAAACCUGCAGUUCACAAUAUGAAAUCCGACAGUUCCAAAUCUUGCACUAUAAAUGUCUCCCCUGUUGGUGGUGCUGCUAAUACUGCAACAUCUGAGGUCAGGUUGACAGAUGAUUCUCCUUCUGACCGGCCUAGUUUACCAGAGAAGACAAGUCAGGAAAGUAAUUCUGGAACCACAGUCAGUGUUGUUGAAGAUAACAAUGGUGAACCAAGAGACGUUGAAUCAUGUCAAAAUCCCAAUUACAAAUUUGUCUCCUCUCUAAGUGUUGGGCGGCAAUUAGACAUGGACCAGAAUCAGAUUAGAGAGAUGUCUAAGAGGAAGAGAAGCGAAGAAUAUGGAACAAGGAAGUUGGUGAAUCACUGUGCCUUGAGGUGAAUAAUGAAGGAUGGAUAUAGUAAACUGAAGACAAUUAGGAAUAGGUACCACAUUAUGGAGGUGAAAAAUACACUUGAUUGCACAGUUGAUACGGGAAGGAAAUUUUAGACAAGAACUGCUCAUUUCUCUUGAGAUCUAGUUUGAACUUAAUCUUUUUGGGGUUUCAAAUGAAACUGUUUUUAUCGGCCUCAAUUUGUAAGUACUUUUUUUGUUUUUUUUGAUAAACGACUUAAUAUGU
Messenger RNA from Impatiens glandulifera, 1637 nucleotides. Its product is annotated as cyclin-T1-3-like. The coding region runs from base 239 to 1399 and encodes 386 amino acids. The record is from RefSeq and is a predicted model, not a curated record. Gene Ontology annotation, cellular component: cyclin/CDK positive transcription elongation factor complex; nucleus. Gene Ontology annotation, biological process: positive regulation of DNA-templated transcription, elongation; regulation of transcription by RNA polymerase II. The transcript has 8 exons. Gene Ontology annotation, molecular function: cyclin-dependent protein serine/threonine kinase activator activity. NCBI's taxonomy places the organism in Eukaryota, Viridiplantae, Streptophyta, Magnoliopsida, Ericales, Balsaminaceae.